AUGGAGAUGGCCUCCACUUGCAGCAUCGAUCGGAUCUUACUUGAUCUAGAGUCGCUCCUGAACAGCUUCCAAGACCGGUAUGUUCCUGACGGUGUUCUUGGUGCAAUCGAACGCAUGAAAUUUCUCAAAACAUUUCUUAUGUGUGCAAGAAAGUGGAGCCAAAGCAAUGAUCUGUACUUGGAAUCUGACAAUGUUGUGAAGAAGGUCAGUCUUCCAUCUUUCUUAUCUUGCAUCGAAGAUACCUUUCACAAAUAUGAGGAGGAUAUUCACUCUCUUUCCCAUAGAUCAGAAACGGACGAAUAUGGAAUGUUCUUGGAAAUUGAGGAACAGAUCAAAUUACCUAAGCAAGAAAUCAUCCAAAUUUACUUUGCUUUGGCCAGCAGCAGGUCAUUGCAAUCAAAUUCUUGUAUGACAGAUGAUGAACUAAUGGAAUUCAUAGACCUCAUCCUGCAAAAUCUAGCAGAUUUGACAAAAGACUAUAUGCAUCCGCAAAUUAGUGAAUCGUUUGUUUCUGCUAUUUUGAGUGCUCAAGUCCAAGCCCUUGAAGCAAAGCUAACAUUCUUGAAAAGCUUCAUUCCCUUUGCCAAAUUGCGAGGAACUGCAGAUAUUCCUACCUCGCUAUUGGCUCACUUUGAAGUGGUGGCUUUGAACGCAGCACGCCUCUCUUACAUGUGUUCUUUCUGGGAAGAUGAGGAUCUGCACAAUCUUGAGUUGUGCUGCAUGAUAUAUGAGCAACAACAGAAAAUCACACCUAUAGAUUUUCAAGUCUAUGAGAUUUUUAUGGAAGUUCUUAGAGCUACAAGAUCCUCAAAAUCAUUGCAUGAUAGAAUGAUGGAUAAGCAGAUAUUAAACAACUUCAAUGAUUCUCUCAUAAGUUGUCUCUGGGAGCUGUUAUGCUGCAGCUCUAGCUUCAUGGAUUCUAUGAAAGAUGAAAUGCGAAUACUCUAUGCAGGACUGAGGUUUUUGAGAAGCAUUUUAAGGGAGCAGCAGGAGAAGAUGGAUGAGCAAAACAAAAAAAUUGGCUCUCUUCUUAGUGAGGCAGGCAUUAUAAUUUACUCGCAUUCUCUAAACAGAGUGAAGGAGGGAGAAGUCAGCUUCUCAGAAUCCACAGAAGCUCUUGACUGUUAUGAUGUGCUGGCUAAUACCAACAUCCAUAUCAAGCAUUUUAAGGAUCAGAUCAGUGGCUCAAGCAUUAUUGAAAGUAUUCCUUCCUUUCAUAGCUUAAGAGCACCAGAAGUUAGCAAGACUUCCCACCGCAUGCUAUCAAAAGGUCAAAUGCCAAUAGCCCAUGAAAUUAUGGUUGGUCUUGAUGAUGAUGCAGCAAAAGUAAUUGAACGACUUAUAUGGGGAGCGGAUCAGGUGGAAAUUGUUCCCAUUGUGGGAAUGGCUGGGCUUGGUAAGACGACUUUAGCCAAAAAAGUUUACAAUGAUAGUUCAGUAAUCUGUAACUUCCACAUUCGUCUUUGGUGUACUGUUUCUCAAGCCUAUAACAUGAAAAAUGUGUUACUUCAAAUUUUGUGCUCUGAUGGCAAACAUUCCAGGAAGGAUGAUGAGUUAAAAAAUCUGGAUGAACAUGCGUUGCUGGAAAAGCUCUACAAAAAGCUAAAGGAGAAUCGGUAUCUUGUUGUUUUUGAUGAUGUCUGGGACAUUAAGGUAUGGAAUGAGCUGGGAAUUUCAUUGCCGGAUGAUAAGAAAGGAAGUAGAAUCAUCUUCACGAGUCGAUCUUCUAAUGUGGCUUCACAGGUUGAAUAUGGGGGGAAACCUCACUAUCUUCACCCGCUUAGUGAGAAAGAAAGUUUUGAAUUACUGCAGAAGAAGGUAUUUGGAGAAGAAGAUUGUCCUCAAGCAUUGCAUGGAUUGGGAAUGGAGAUUGCCAAAAAGUGCAGGGGAUUGCCACUUGCACUUGUUGUUGUAGCUGGAGUCCUAGCAACUAUAGAGCAUGAUAUUUGUGUUUGGGAAGGAUUUGCUGAAAGUUUCACUUCAACCACGGUGGCUGAUGCAGAACAAUGCAAAAAGUCGAUGGAGCUCAGUUAUGAGCAUUUACCAUAUCACUUGAAGGCAUGCUUGCUGUAUUUUGCUGCAUUUCGAGAGGAUGAAAAAAUUGGUGCCAAGGAGUUGAUGUGUCUCUGGGUUGCAGAAGGGUUUGUGGAAAUAAUUGAAGGAAAGAGAUCAGAGGAUAUUGCAGAAGAAUAUCUGAUGGACCUGAUUGGCCGAAACUUAGUUAUGGUAAGUGAAAACAGAUCCAUUGGUGGAGUCAAAACUUGUUACGUUCACGAUUUGAUAUUUGAGUUCUGUAAGGGCGAGGCGAAAGAAAAGAAAUUUCUUCAGGUCUUGCGAGGAUAUGAUGAGCUUUCUAUCUUUAAUGAGCCUCCCAACCUACCUCGGUUGUCCAUUUGCUCCAAUGGGGAGGAUUUUAUAAAGUCAAAGCUCUUUUGUCCACAUUUAGAUACUCUGCUAUUCCAUGAUGCUACUCUAGGAGAUAAGUUUGAGUUGCGUGACAUCUCCUUCCUUUUUUGCAUCUACAAACAUCUUAAAGUUUUGAAUUUAGAGGGCAUUAUGCUAAGGCUGAAGGAGCUUCCAGCUGAAGUCGAAUCACUUCUUUGUUUGAGGUACUUAGCCCUUAGAGCUUCGGAAAUGGAAUUCAUUCCACCAUCUAUAGCCAAGCUCUCACAUUUGGAAACCUUCAGUCUAAAUUCUCUUGAGACGGUUUCAUUGCCAGAUAGCAUCUGGAACAUGGAGAAGUUGAAGCAUGUACAUGUAAGGCAUGGCGUCGUCAUUCCUCUCUCCUCCGAUGACAGCGUUGUUGAAAACCUCUCCAAUUUAGACACACUCUCUGCUCUGUUUCUUUAUCUUGGCGAAGAGGGAGAGAACUUGUUGAGAAGGAUUCCCAACGUUCGCCGACUUAAAAUUUUCGAUUUGGGGGAACAAAACAGAGUAUGCUGCAACAUGAGUCGACUAGCAUGCCUAGAAUCACUCGCCUGGUUGGGCAAUUACUCCUCAGGUUCAUGGGAGCAUGUUGAGCUUUCUUUUCCCAUGAAUUUGAAGAAGUUGAGCCUUGGCGGUCUGGGUCUUCCCUGUAGAAAAAUGUCAUUGAUGGAACAACUACCCAAUCUUGAAGUCCUCAAAUUACGAGCCCAGUCGACGGAGGGCCAAAAAUGGGAGCUGAUGGAAGGAGGAUUCCCUAAACUCAGGGUCUUGACUUUGGAAUAUGUACAGAUUGUUGAGUGGAUAGAGACAGACCCUGACAGUGAUGAUUACUUCCCGUGCCUUCAGCAAUUAAAACUCCGGAGCAUUUCUAAAUUGGAAAUGAUGCCUUCUUGUUUAGGGCGUAUAUCUACUCUUGAGACCAUUAAAAUGAAUGAGUGUGGAGACGGCGUCAAAUCUUUAGUAAGGGAAAUUGAAGAAGCACAGGAAUAUAAUGGAAAUGAGAAUCUGAAGAUCAUCAUCAUAGAUUGAGCUGGGAGUGUGAUGGUCAUCUGUGUGGUCUGACUUUCUUUGGUGCUUUUGUGGAAGAUUGAAGUGAAAAUUGAAAGGAUCGAUGGCUCUUUUCGUGUCAAGAUAUGGUGGAAACGACCAAUGAGGUUUGUACGCCGUGCACCAUUUUAUCAAUAUAUUUUGCUGUUGGUGUAUUUUGUGUAA
Messenger RNA from Coffea eugenioides, 3639 nucleotides. Its product is annotated as putative late blight resistance protein homolog R1B-17. Gene Ontology annotation, molecular function: ADP binding. The record is from RefSeq and is a predicted model, not a curated record. Gene Ontology annotation, biological process: defense response to other organism. The transcript has 2 exons. Lineage: Eukaryota; Viridiplantae; Streptophyta; Magnoliopsida; Gentianales; Rubiaceae. Bases 1 to 3456 code for a protein of 1151 amino acids.